Messenger RNA from Lathyrus oleraceus (garden pea), 930 nucleotides. RefSeq lists its product as uncharacterized. Gene Ontology annotation, molecular function: DNA helicase activity. Gene Ontology annotation, biological process: telomere maintenance; DNA repair. NCBI's taxonomy places the organism in Eukaryota, Viridiplantae, Streptophyta, Magnoliopsida, Fabales, Fabaceae. The record is from RefSeq and is a predicted model, not a curated record. The coding region runs from base 1 to 930 and encodes 309 amino acids. The transcript has 6 exons.
AUGGCAAGUUUAAGAAGUAGAGGAGAAAUUAUCUUAGCAACUGCAUCAUCUGGUAUAGCUGUAACAUUGUUACUCGGUGGUAGGACUGCACACUCUCGAUUUAAGAUACCUAUUGAUAUUCAAUCGAAUUCCGUUUAUGGUAUUCAAAAGCAAAAAUAUAUUGCAAAUCUCAUUAGAGUUGUUGCCGCAAUAAUUUGGGAUGAAGCACCAAUGACAAACAAAAAUUUUUUGGAAGCCUUAGAUCGAUCAUUACAAGACAUUUGUAGCAACAUCGCUCCAUUUGGUGGAAAAGUUUGGAUCAUGGGGGGAGAUUUUCGUCAAGUUCUUCCUGUUGUAAGAAAAGAGUUUGCAGAAUUUCUUAUUCGCAUUGGUUAUGGUGUUGAACCUACCAAACCAGAUGACAUGGUGAGGUUACCUUUACAUAUUGCAAUCCCAUGGGAAGGUGAACAUUCUAUACAAUUUCCAGAAGAAGAACAUAAUUUGUUGUCGUUUGACGAGGUUGAAGGAGAUAAUCAUAAUUUAUACCAGCAAGAAUUCUUAAACUCAAUCGCACAAGCUAAACUAGAACACAGUGAAAUCUUUCAAUUAUGUAAGGAGUUGAGACGAAAGAAUGUUGAAACUUGCUUCGACAUAAAAAUAACAGACUUUGAAGAUAAAUGGAACACAUGGAAGGAUGAACAAAGUAUUUCAUCCAUCGGCAAACUCGACAAUAAGUUGUAUUUACCUUUUCCGCAAUACGGUAAGGAUGGUUAUGUAUAUGUAGAUGAAGAAUGGAGCAAAGAUGAGAGCAAGGUGAGGGAGAUGAGAGUUAUUGAAACUUUAAAGGAGUUGUAUGAAUCUUCAAUGAAGAAGAACAAGAUGUUGCAAAUCAAGAUUAAGUCAGAGGCACUUUGGGGAAAGCUGAACUCUGUGAGUGCAUCUUUCGAUUAA